GGACAUUUUGUGCCUACACCGCCGAUAUCACUACAUAUAACGGCUAUGUAGCGGGUGCCCGUCACUAUAGCUCCCACGAUUUCGGGUUUUUGCUGAUGGGCCGACGAAUUCAUUCCAAGACAUCAUGUUAUCCUUUUGACCAUUUUUCAUAAGGCCCGUUUAUAAGUAGUUUUUUCUGCCGCAGUCGAUGUGCGUGAGAGGAAUAACGCCGUCACUGUCCUCCAUGACCGAUCCGAUAACAUAUAUUCUGUGAAUCUUUGCCAGUCAGGUCUGUCUGCGCAGGCGGCCCUGAGGUUGCCGUUGUAGCAGAUAAGUCAAGGAAACACUCAGUCUUCAAGCUUCAUGAUUUGCAUCUAAGCUAUUUUAUCUGAUGGUAGCAUUAUUCUACGCGUCUCGAAUGAGUGUCGUGGCGCUGGUAUUUCAUAGUGUUGCCAUCCUCUGUACCAUCUUCAGGCUCGCUUACAGAGGCUGGAUGCAUCACUCGUGGUGGGAGGAUGCAUGGGCGGCAUUUGCACUAAUCGGAGACGCUGUUUGCCUGGCAUGUAUCUGGCUCGACAGCCCAAGCAUAACUUUCUGGAUCCUCAUGGUGGCUUUCACCUCUGUCCAAUGGGCUGCACGCAUGAGCGUUAUUUUCUCCAUCAUCCGCAUCACCAACCACUCAAACUUCAAGAUACACAGACAGAUCACCUAUUUUAUUGCAGUUUCCUUCGCGUGCAUGUGGGUCGCGCUCCUCGCUCAUAGGAUCACCUUGUGUGCAUUCUACUCCUGCCUCGUGGGCAAGUCGGUGGCGCUCUCGCUUCUUAUCACAGAUGUCAUCGCAGAUAUUUCUCUUGUCGCUGCACCACUAUAUCUCUGGAGAAAUGUAGGGCUUUCGCGGAGCACAAGAUACUGGUUCUAUCCGCUUUCAGCGCAUCACUUUCUAAACACAGCCACCACGAUCCCCCACUCUAUAAUCGUCCUUAAGGCCCACAAAAUAAAUGCGAUUAUGAUCAUCGUCACACACGUCAAGACCGCACUCAGUCUCGUCAUCUGCGACCUCCUGGUUAUCGCUACCGCUAUAUAUCACGUAUUCUGGAAGGAAACAUUUGAUCCUCGACCAGUCAUGUGGGGUCUUCACGAGUGUCAUUGUAGUACAGAUGCCCUGUACCACGAACACCGGGACAUCACUCACAUUACUAGAAGAGGGGGGUAUAGAGACCAAGACGAUGAAGGCGAAGAUGGAAGACGCAAGGGUAGUGUAUAUUGAAGAGGGCGCUGGUACUUAGUACGGCCAGAAACUUGUACGUAGGAUCGAUGGUGAGGAAAGUUGUAAAACAUGAUGGCAGCCCGCAGUACGGUACUCUUCGGCUAGUGACGUGCAGGGCCGAACCUUCGAAUGCCCAGGGCCUCAGGCUGGCCUGCUAUUUGACUAG
Messenger RNA from Suillus subalutaceus, 1412 nucleotides. RefSeq lists its product as uncharacterized. The record is from RefSeq and is a predicted model, not a curated record. The coding region runs from base 371 to 1246 and encodes 291 amino acids. Lineage: Eukaryota; Fungi; Basidiomycota; Agaricomycetes; Boletales; Suillaceae. The transcript has 9 exons.